Molecule: messenger RNA, 1640 nt
Organism: Sinocyclocheilus rhinocerous
Lineage: Eukaryota; Metazoa; Chordata; Actinopteri; Cypriniformes; Cyprinidae
Product: sodium/potassium-transporting ATPase subunit beta-3-like
Exons: 7
Coding region: 24-1043 (339 amino acids)
Biological process (GO): sodium ion export across plasma membrane; intracellular potassium ion homeostasis; intracellular sodium ion homeostasis
Cellular component (GO): sodium:potassium-exchanging ATPase complex
Molecular function (GO): ATPase activator activity
Source: RefSeq, a predicted model, not a curated record
GCUUGGAUGCGGCUCUACUGCGCAUGCGCCCGAGCGCUUUAAACGCCGCUAGUGGAGAGCCCGACCCACGGACUGCUGCAGUCUGGAGCCGCGCGGAAAGACCGCACACCUCAUUUAUUUCACAACGCCUAGGUGGCGAGCCCGAAUCAGCGCUUUCUUUGAUUUGUCCUCAUUCAUCGUCCUCAAACUGGUUUAUUCAUCUUAUUCGCGCCAUGGCCAACAAAGAGGAGAAAGCUGACGAGAAACAGUCGAGUUGGAAAGAUUUUAUCUACAACCCUCGGACUGGGGAAUUCAUCGGGCGCACCGCGAGCAGCUGGGCUCUUAUAUUCCUCUUUUAUCUGGUCUUCUAUGGCUUCCUGGCGGGAAUGUUCAGUCUCACCAUGUGGGUGAUGCUACAGACGCUGGAUGAGCACACUCCCACAUACAGGGACCGAGUGGCCAAUCCAGGUGAAAAUCCCACAGCCUUAAGACAUUAUUCUUUUAACAGAAUGUUCUCAGUACAGACCAGGGGUUCUCGAUUCUGGCCCUCGAGGUCCAGUUUCCUGCAGACGUACAAUGACUCUCUGCAGGAGGCGAACAAGCCCUGUCCCGAUGGUAUGUACUUUGAGCAAGACGAUGUUGAGGAGAAGAAGGCUUGCCAGUUCAAGAGAAGUGAGCUACGACAGUGCUCUGGACUGGCUGAUAGCAAUUUUGGUUAUUCCGAGGGUCAGCCAUGCAUCCUAGUCAAGAUGAAUCGAGUGAUUGGGCUUAGGCCACGAGGAGACCCACAUAUCAACUGCAUAGUCAAGAGAGAAACUCCCCUGCAGAUGCAGUAUUUCCCCAUUGAGGGCAAACUCGACAAGAGUUACUUCCCCUAUUAUGGCAAGACAUUGCAUGCAAACUACGUCCAGCCGGUUGUAGCCGUGAAGCUGCUGCUGGCCGAGGACGACUAUAACUCUGAGCUGACCAUCGAGUGCAAGGUGGAGGGUUCGGACCUGCUCAACAGCGACGACCGCGACAAGUUCCUGGGCCGCGUCAUUUUCCGUGUCAAAGUGUCCAAGUAGCCUAGAUCAUUCCCCGGAGACGCACGAUGUCAGCUCCUCUCACGCAAACCCUUCUCAUGUUCAUCACGUCCAUAUCACACACCUCGUCCCCUGUGUGACGUCCUACCAGUUCAGUCAGGGCCUUUACAUGUCAAGCGCAGUACAAAUGCUCUUUUAGGUUGAAGUUCAAAACUCGUCCUGGAUUAAAGUGUAGUUGGAUGCACACAGACCUUCACUGGCCCUGCAUUACGGACAGGUUGAUUCACCCAUUUAUCAUAAAACAAGCCAAUGGAAAUAAAAUGUCAAGGUAAAAACAAGACGCAUACUUUCUCCUCCGAUGCCUCCUCAUACGAGAGAAGCUCUUGUCAUCGUGUAGUCAGUAUAGGGACCUGUAAAUAGAUGCAUCAACACAUCAUGUGGAUGUGGUCUGCUCCCCUCAUAGUACUGUUUAGCCUGCCAUGUGUGUGCGUGUGAUGUGAAGCCUCUGUGUACAUAUUUAAUGGAUUUUAAACACUCUUUUUCUCUGUCAUUGCUCUCACGUCGUCUGACUGCUGUAAGAAAUCAAGAGUAUGAAAUUAUAUAAUAGCUGUAAUUUAAGAUUAUUGAGAAAUGAAAAAA